UCAUUGGCUGAAGCCGGAUUCAAUGCGCAAGUGCCCACCCAUCUCUUUCCACCAUGGCUGGUUCUGCUGUCGUGAAACAGUUAACAGACGUCUCCGUAAUCGUGCCACGUAUUUUGGAGUCUGUGGGUUUGUGAGUGUGCGAAUCAAUUUCUGUUAUGGAGCUUUCCUUCCUAUUAUAAAAGUUUAAUUGAGUUUCGAGAAAUGGGCGGAACGCACAGUGUAGAAAUCCCUGGUGGAGGUACUGAAGGGUACCACGUAUUACGUGUUCAAGAUGGAUCACCUGGUCAGAAAGCAGGUCUGGAAGCUUUUUUUGAUUUUAUUGUUGCAAUUGGGACCACUCGCCUGGAUAAGGACAAUGACACACUAAAGGAACUUCUGAAAGCAGGAAUUGAAAAGGAAGUGAAGAUGACGGUGUAUAAUAGUAAGACACAAUCUGUUCGGGAAGUUAUUAUAAUCCCAAGUAACUCAUGGGGAGGACAAGGCUUGCUGGGCGUCAGCAUUCGGUUUUGUUCUUUUGAGGGCGCAAAUGAAAACGUGUGGCAUGUACUGGAGGUUCAUCCUUCAUCUCCUGCAGAAAUUGCAGGAUUGAGACCCUUCAAUGAUUACAUUAUUGGUGCUGAUUCAGUUUUGCAUGAGAGUGAAGAUCUGUUUACCUUAAUUGAAACUCAUGAGGGACGACCUUUGAAACUGUAUGUGUAUAAUACUAAUGAAGACUCAUGUCGUGAAGUAUCAAUUACACCAAAUUCUUCUUGGGGGGGAGAAGGCAGGGAUGUGGAUGUUAUAAUUCCUCCAGGUGUAGACAGUCUUAUUGAUGAAAAUCUUGAUGGUAACCAGUUGAGCAUUGGGCUAAGCUUGGGAUGUGGCAUUGGCUAUGGCUAUUUACAUCGUAUUCCUGUGAGAGGUCAUCUGCCAUCCAUAUCAACGGCAGCUGUUUCAAAAUUUGUUACUACUCCAGUUACAAGUGAAUAUGUACCUCCUGUGACCCAGAUCGGACCAUCCCCAAUCUCUCUACCUCCACCUCCUCAGCCACUUCCUCCAUCUUUCCAAACUCCUGAUAUGCCUCCUCACCCUUCUUCAAUAUUUCCGUUACCAACUACUGUGGAGCAAACAAAUCUGCUGAGAGGACCAGUUAUACCAUCAAACAAAUUUGCAGUUACAACUCCUGGAACAGGUUUUAAUCCUGAGAUUAGUUCCUCAGGAAUUGUGCCAGAAGUGACAUCAUAUGCUGAUGUGAAUUCUGAAGUAGCCAAUCUACAUCUUGUUAGUAGUAAUCCAAGUAUUUCCCCACAUCCGGCUUCAAUUGGUGGAACUCCAACUAUUGGUGCCAGUCAUUUGUUCACAUUGCCUCCCCGCAGUGGUAUUGAAACAAUGGCAACUGCAAGUGGUGUUGUACCUUCUGUCGGAAGAACAGCUACAACUCUCGCCACAAGUUCUUCCCUUACGAACAUCCCUGGUAUGCCUGUAACAACACCCAUAUCAUUACCAGGUAUGCCACCAAUUACCGUGAGUGCCACUCUUCCUUUCACUGCAUUGGAAGGUCUGCAAGUAGCCAACAGCUCAUCAUCCCCUCCAACCAAACAACACGUUGCAAUGGGAAUACCUGCAUCUCAGUAGUUAUAUAGUGGCACUUUAACAUGAAACAGAAUGAAGAGAUGCAAAGAAAUAUGAUGACAUGUCAGUUGGUGUGUUUAGGGCUUGUUAUGUUGGAGUAUAAUGUGUUAAUUUUAUGUUGAAAAUUUCACAUUUUAUAAAUUGCCCACUUUGUUGGCAAAACUUUUUUUAAGUAAUUCUUUUUGAUAAUUUCUUGAUGAUCUACUUUUAAAAAAAUGUUUAAUGUUAAUAACAUGUUGCUUUGUUGAAAUUGUAUCUACUCUGCUGCCAAUGAACUUUUCGUCACUUCCACAAAAUUUGAAAUGCCAUUCUGUUGAUAGCAUCUAUUAUGUCUUCAUUAGGAUGUUCUUCUGUAAAGCAAAUAUUUGAAAGAAUGUGUGAUGCUGGGUGUUUCCUUAUUAGUUACAUAUGGUGUAUUCUAAUGUGCAUUUGUGAUUUUUAUUGUGUUUCUGUUUUUGUGCAUAAUAUUACUGGUAUGCUGUUUGAUUGAUUCCAACAUUAGUUUCUUCCAAUGAGCAUAUAAUAAAAAAGAUGUUAUUGCAAAACUCUCAUAAUAGAAUGAUUGUGGUAUUUAGCUUGUCUGAACAUUUUUUGCUUAUUUGUGCUCAUCAGCAAAAUCAGUGUACAUGUUAUCUUUGUUGUUUGACACACACUUUUCUUUGGCACAGUGAAUUGCUGGAAUAGAAUCAUGAAACCAACAAAAGAUUAAUUAACAAAUUAAGAUUAUCCUUUAUUUGUUUCUUGUGAUCCUCCUUAGGUACAUUUAUUUUUAGUCUUAAUACUUAUCAGUUUUAUCAAUAUAUUUUCAUUCUUUCCCGAUUCACUGGUUUUUUUAAAAUUUCUAAUUAAUAUUGGAUGUUCCCAUUAUAUCAGAAAUGAUUUGGGUUUGUGUAGUAAAUGCAUUUGUACUUACUGCAGAAAUGUGUCCAAUUUAGCAGUAAUUCUGAAUUUAGAGAUUAGUCUUCAGUUCGUAACCAUGUUCAACCUAAAAUCUCAGUGAUCAAAACUAAAAUGCAAUCAAGAAAUAAUUUGCUUUUGGACAUAUGUAUUAAAUGUAACAUCCUCAAGCAAAAAGUAAAUUAUUUGUCAGGUUGUACAUCAAAAUGAGCAAACAUCUAUGAACCAUAAAUAGAAACUAAAUUAUGAAAUUGUAUUUAUUUUAUAUACUAUUUAUAUUUGAAGCAUUUUAAGAAGACAAUUCAAGUUUUUGAGACAUUAUUCCAUGAUAACAUUUUGUUACACUGUAAACACACCUUCUGUUACUGAAGUUUGCAUUGUAAAACAGUAAGAAUCUAUGGUGCAAUACAUUGGAGCGAUUAUCAUCUAAGCAUAAACAGUUAUUACUUAACAAAUCACAGAAAAAAAUUAUGUAUUAAUGUGUAUACUAACAUUAUAUUAAGUGAUUGAAAAUAAUGUUUCUAUUUAGAAGCAAAAUCCUUCCCAAGGAGCUGGAAAUAAUCAAGAGCUAUUCUGCAGACGUGGAAGGAUUACUUUUCUGAGAUUGGUUAAUCUUGUAUUACUUGUUGUGUAUGUUUUUGUUCAUUCUGAAGAUAAACUAGUGGUUCUACAGAAGGCAUACACUUUCUCCUACUAGUUAGAUUUCUGCUUUGUUUUAGGUCUGUACUAGGUUUUUGUUUUGCCCCACCCUUCUGUGUUCCCAUCUGUUGCCACCCAAACUACAUUUUUACUAUUUUUCAUUUUCCUAAAGGUAGAAUUAAAAAAGUCUUUAAAAUAUUAGAGAAGAGUAAAACCUUGGCCCUUUGGCAAUUAUUGUUGAAAAAUUUGGAGACAUUUUUUGAGAAAUUGGUGCUUGAUCUUUUGUGACAAUGCUCAUUUGCACCCCUAAACGUUUGAGUUUUUGAGAAACUUCGUAAGAAAUAAUUUGAAAUAAUUGUACACACGAAUGCAAACUGUGUAGAAAUCAUUGGUAAUGCAAAUAUUAAGGACAUGAAAAAUAUUUCAAAUACUUUACAUAUCUGUAAUUUUUGUAAAAUCAAAAGAAUACAUCAAGUUGGCAUUGAUGCCAUGUUGUUCAGUCCUUUUAGCAUUAUCUGUUGAAUAAAUAGAAAGAAAACGUAUAGAACUGUUUUCAUGAAACUGUUGAUUAAGCAUUUCUAAAAAACUGAAUUUCAGCCUGUUUUCACUGAACAUUCUUGAGUUAUUGAGAAACCUUAUAACCUUCAUUUGAACCAUAUAUACUCUAAUUGCAAGAUAGCAUUCUCAUUGCCAGUUAUGUAAAUAACAGGAGUGAGAUGUCAAAAACAUUGUAU
Molecule: messenger RNA, 3881 nt
Organism: Gryllus bimaculatus (two-spotted cricket)
Lineage: Eukaryota; Metazoa; Arthropoda; Insecta; Orthoptera; Gryllidae
Source: the annotation of a GenBank genome assembly